UAUAACAAGAAUGAGAUCCGGAAUCCUCAGUAUUUUUAAAAAGGGGCUUGACCAAAGAUGUUUAAACUUGAGAAGACAGGGCCAUAUUAAAACUUUCAAAUACAAAUUACCGGUGCACAACAACCCCAUUUGCACAUGGUCUAAGCUGAUCCUGUCCCUAUUGUCCAGCAAAGGGACAACUUCCAUCCAUAGAGAAAGCGAAGAAGGUAAAGAUCCAAAUUUGGAUUUUCAAGAAUCUAAUGAGCAGCCAAGGCUAGUAGUAGUAAAUCUUGAUUCUUCAGAGAAGUUCUGUUCUUUGAAGAUGGUUUUCAGAAGAAUUCUUGUUCUGAUGAUGGGUUGUCUAGGAUUUGCUGAUCAGCCAACAGAAGCAAAUAAUAAUAAUAAUAAUAAUAUGGAAUCCAAGUCAUCAGUUGUAGAUGAAUCUGUUAUUAAAACUCCUAGAGUCAGACUUAGUGAUGGAAGGUAUCUGGCUUACAGAGAAAGAGGGGUACCCAAGAACAAGUCCAAAUACAGCAUCAUCAUUGUUCAUGGAUUUGGCAGCUCCAAACAAAUGAGCUUUAUGGCUUCUGAUGAACUCCUGGAUGGAAUGGGGAUAUACCUUCUGAUAUAUGACAGAGCUGGAUAUGGAGAGAGCGAUCCAAAUCCAAAGCGAUCAGUUAAAAGUGAAGCAUCUGAUAUCGAAGAGUUAGCUGAUCUGUUGCAAUUAGGGUCUAACUAUUAUGUUAUUGGCGUGUCGUUGGGAUGUUACCCUGCUUGGAGCUGCAUCAAACGCAUUCCUCAAAAGCUUGCAGGAGUCGCUCUAGUAGUCCCGUUUGUCAAUUACGAAUGGCCCUCGCUACCUGGUGAUCACACGAAGGAUGACUACAGGAAACAGCUCUGCCGGUUUGCACUUUUGCUCACACGCUAUACUCCAGGGCUGUUGCAUUGGUGGUUCACUCAAAAAUUGUUCCCAUCAGCUACUGCUCUUGAAGGAAAUCCUACAUUCUUUUGUGACAAAGACUUGGAUGUCUUGAAGAAUACACCAGGAUAUCAAUUGUUCACUCAGGACGGGAUAAGGAAACGCAGGGUAUUCGACUCCCUUCGUCGUGACUUUAUUGUGGCUUUUAGCAAGUGGGAUUUUGAUCCACUGGAGCUAAGUAACCCCUACCCACAAAAUGAAAGCUCUGUUCACAUCUGGCAAGGUUACAUGGACAAAGUUGUGCCGGUUCAAUUACAAAGAUACGUCUCACAAAGGCUCCCUUGGAUUCGUUAUCAUGAAGUUCCUGAUAGUGGUCACUUGCUUGUGUAUGAUACUGUUGUGUGUGAAGCUGUCUUAAAGUCACUUUUACUCGGGGAAGAUCCUCAAGUGUACAUGCCUAAAUUACUUGACUGAGUAUUAGUUCAUUCAUUGUAUCCAAAGAUGACCCUGUAAGUUCAUUGAUUUGUAGAAAUUGAUAAAAGUGUGAUUGAUUGCAUUUUUUCCA
Messenger RNA from Capsicum annuum, 1463 nucleotides. RefSeq lists its product as uncharacterized. The record is from RefSeq and is a predicted model, not a curated record. The transcript is spliced from 6 exons. Lineage: Eukaryota; Viridiplantae; Streptophyta; Magnoliopsida; Solanales; Solanaceae. The coding region runs from base 11 to 1372 and encodes 453 amino acids.